AUGCACAAUGCCGCAGAAGUUACGGUGAACUUCACCCUCAACAGACAAGGUGCUGGAGCGACCAAUGGAAAAGACAAGACAUCGGGAGAUAAUGAUGGGCAGAAGAAAGUCCAAGAAGAAUUCGACAUUGACAUGGAUGCACCAGAGACAGAGCGUGCGGCUGUGGCCAUUCAGUCUCAGUUCAGAAAAUUCCAGAAGAAGAAGGCCGGAUCACAGUCCUAG
Molecule: messenger RNA, 222 nt
Organism: Cricetulus griseus (Chinese hamster)
Lineage: Eukaryota; Metazoa; Chordata; Mammalia; Rodentia; Cricetidae
Source: RefSeq, a predicted model, not a curated record